This is a messenger RNA of Botrytis deweyae, 1077 nucleotides long. RefSeq lists its product as uncharacterized. The record is from RefSeq and is a predicted model, not a curated record. The transcript is spliced from 2 exons. The coding region runs from base 1 to 1077 and encodes 358 amino acids. NCBI's taxonomy places the organism in Eukaryota, Fungi, Ascomycota, Leotiomycetes, Helotiales, Sclerotiniaceae.
AUGGUUCAGGCUAUACAGUCAGAUCAAAAGGUUUCGUGGUGGGGAUCGUGGUUUCAAAGCUCCAAAGCACCACCAAUCGCACCACGGGUCUCAACUAGUGAUGAUGUGGAGUUUCUGCGCAGACAAAUUAGGAGUCUCGAACGGACUAUCCGUGAAAGUAUUCAUUACACCACUCAACGUGAAGAUCCAGAUAUUUUAAUAGCAAGGCAGACAAUAGAACAGUUGAAGCAGGAAAAAAAUGACGAAAGAGAGCGAACGGAGCGACUUAAGGUCGACCUCGGAGUCGAAAGAGAAGCACAUAAGGAUACUAGGCAAAUGGUCACUGAGCUAAAAACUGAAGCCGCCGCUGAGAGGCAAAACAUGGCUGGAUUGAGAAAUGAAAAUAAGAACCUUCAACUAGAGAUUGCCGAUCUCAGAAGUGAAAGGAGAAGAAGUGCAAAGCACGGUGAUAAUGACGACGAACGCAACAGUCCCAGGGCGAAAUCUUCAACAGACUUGAUUCAUGUGAAUCUUGAAGGUCGAGAAUUACCAGCAACUGUACUCACCGAAGAUUUGACAGAACGUUGGAACGAUGUACUACAAAAUCAUUGGGAAUAUUCAACAUGGAUGGAUAAGCUUGUGCAAUUAAAGGAGGAAAAUGAAGAUCUACAGACGGACUUAUGGAAGAAGGCCUUGGGACCAGAAGAGGCCGCGACUCGUUACGAAGAAAACCAGGCAAUAAUAAAUGAAAUCAUACCCCGACGCGAUGCACUUCUUGUGUCAAUGCAACCUAACACAGAAUACAUAUUCGGAGAUAUGCGGAAAAAUUUGAGGAAAUAUGACCUAUAUCAAGAAGGAGACCUGUUCUGGAGAAGAGUAACGGGUUCAUUCGGCGAGACAGAUACAUGGCUAGAUCCACCAAUACUAGGCAAAGAGGAAGCAUUGGUUGUAUUGAAAGACUGGAAUAAAACAUGGAGACAAACGCAUGAAGGGUACACUGAGAGUGAAUGGGAGGAAUGGGAAAGGGGACAGGAAGGGCAACAAGAAGGGGGAGAGGAAGAGGAAGAGGAAGAUUACCUAGCUGGUUCUUUCAUGUAA